GAGUUUUAUCAAUGCUGAUUGUAUGAAACCUUGUCAUGUGACUACGAGACUGUUGUACAUAUAAAUCUACUUUGUUAGGUAAUUGAAAUAUGAAAAUGGCUGGACAGGGUUUAUCUGUUUAUGUAGGUUUUCUACUUUUGAUCGGAGUUUCUUGUAUAGGGAAAAGACUUGGAGGGUGGGAAGAUGUGGAUGUUGAGGAUGAACAUGUUAAGAAUGCUGCAGGUUUCGCUGUGAAAGAAAUGAGUACACGAUCUAAUGGGCUUUACCAUCAGAAGUUAGUAGAAAUUCAAGAAGCUCGAAGACAGGUGGUGUCAGGUUGGAAAUUCAAAUUGAUGUUAGAAGUUGGUACUACAUCAUGCAAGAAAAAUGAGGUGACGUUUGAAGAUGUGGAACAGUGUGAAAUAGAUGAAAAUAGACUGUAACAACUUUGCAGAGUGGUUGUCUGGGUUCAGCCAUGGACUUCAA
This is a messenger RNA of Limulus polyphemus (Atlantic horseshoe crab), 465 nucleotides long. Its product is annotated as L-cystatin-like. The record is from RefSeq and is a predicted model, not a curated record. Lineage: Eukaryota; Metazoa; Arthropoda; Merostomata; Xiphosura; Limulidae. The transcript has 4 exons. Gene Ontology annotation, molecular function: cysteine-type endopeptidase inhibitor activity. Bases 90 to 422 code for a protein of 110 amino acids.